GCGGGCAGAGGUGCAUAUGGACCGGCUGGGGAGCAACGGGAGCUGCCCAGGCUGCCGGCUGGAGGGGGGCCCGGCGGCGGGAACCGCCACCGGCCUGGCGGCCGUGCUUAUCUUCACCAUCGUAGUGGACGUACUGGGCAACGCGCUGGUCAUCCUCUCUGUACUGCGGAACAAGAAGCUCCGCAACGCCGAGGCAGCUGCAAACGGAGGAGCCAGCUCAGGUAAUACCCACGUCUCUUCAGCCGACCCGCGCUGGGAGGAGCGGGGCAGAGGCGCAGGCAACAUCUUUGUUGUCAGCUUGUCUGUUGCAGACCUUGUGGUUGCAGUUUAUCCAUACCCUCUGAUCUUAAGUGCCAUCUUCCACAAUGGAUGGACCAUGGGAAAUGUCCACUGCCAGAUAAGUGGGUUCCUGAUGGGCUUAAGUGUCAUUGGGUCCAUUUUCAACAUCACAGCAAUUGCAAUCAACCGCUACUGCUACAUCUGCCACAGCCUUCGGUACGAUAAGCUCUUCAACUUGAAGAAAACCUGCUGCUAUCUUUGCCUGACCUGGAUACUCACAGUGGUAGCAAUUGUGCCAAACUUCUUUGUUGGCUCCUUGCAGUAUGACCCCCGGAUUUACUCCUGCACCUUUGCGCAGACAGUGAGCACAUCUUACACCAUCACGGUGGUGGUGGUUCACUUCAUCGUCCCACUCUCCGUUGUGACAUUUUGCUACCUACGGAUCUGGAUUUUGGUGAUUCAAGUCAAACACCGGGUGAGACAAGACUGCAAGCAGAAACUCAAGGCAGCUGACAUCCGAAACUUCCUGACGAUGUUUGUGGUUUUUGUCCUUUUUGCUGUGUGCUGGGGACCAUUAAACUUUAUUGGCCUUGCUGUUUCAAUUAAUCCUUCAGAAGUGCAGCCACACAUUCCAGAAUGGCUUUUUGUUCUGAGCUAUUUUAUGGCCUAUUUUAACAGCUGCCUCAAUGCUGUGAUCUAUGGGCUUCUUAACCAGAAUUUUCGGAAGGAAUACAAAAGGAUAUUGCUGACACUGUGGACUCCCAGGCUGCUGUUCAUUGAUGUGUCCAAGGGCAGGACAGAAGGGAUGAAAAGCAAGCAUUCUCCAGCCAUAACAACCAACAACAACCAUGCUGAAAUACACCUAUGAUUUAGGACAGUACUAUUUAUUCAGGAUUACAGUUGUAUAUAUAAUACAUAAGAACUUUCUACCUGCAUUGCACAUCUGGUGUUACCCUCAUGCAAGAAAGGAGUCUGUAACCUUUCAUACUCAGCUUAUCACUGUGACAUCAAGGCUUUGAGUAAGGAUUUUCAGAAUGGAAAUUACUGAUUUUUUUUUAUUAUUUUUUAUGUGUCAUCUUUCACUGUGUGCCUAGUUAAUCAGUUUGGUUGCUUUUACCACAAGCAUGCCCAUACUUGAAAAGGGAAGUGUUCAGAGUGCAUGGAGAAAUGCAGUUACGCUUGAAAUGCAACCUUCAAGAGACAGCAAAAUUGUCAUUUAUUACACACAAACCUUUCUCUCCUCCCUCUGAAUUCUGUUUUUCUAGCAUUAACUUAACCCAAACUGUAUCAAAGUGUAAACUGCAUGACUAUUUACAUUUUGGAUAGGUAACCAUAUUAGCCAGCAGGUGUAGUAUGUAUGGGCAUGGUAUGUGUUUUCCUUUUUCUUUCCUAUUAAGGUUUAGAAGCUAGCCUGGGCUAGAUGUGAGGCAGGCAGAAGCCAGACAGGCAUGUGUCUGAUACAUUCUUUUUAAUUGAGUAUCUACAGACAUCAAGUACCCUUGCGCUCUCUCCUUUCCCAGGCCAUGAGUAAGUAUAUGACAUAUGACAUAAUCUAAUUGCAGUAAGAUACUUGGAGCCUGAUUCUAAUUUAGACAGUAUCCUGAUAUGGCCAGCAGUCAUUCCUAACAUCUUUCCGAAGUCACUGCUACAUGAACAUCACAACAAAAAAUAUGAACAUAGCAGAGUCCCAUCUGUGUAACACAGAUUAUGACUUUUACUCUGGAAUGUUAACUUUCCAGUAACAUUUACACUUGCAGACAAAAACAGAAGGGCAAGGCAAUGUUUGUUCCAAAAAUCUCUCCUUUUGCUCAUCAGAGAACAUGAAUUUGCUGACAGGAGAAAAAGUGGAGAUUUUUUUCCCCAUUUUAUUCACGUACAGAACUGUAAUUAACUCAUGGAGUGGGGAGACAAAAGCUACUUAACAAUAAUUAUGCAUCAGUUCUGUUAAAGCCUGGACUGUGCUGUUAUCUUUGGAAACAAUGUCACGAAGUUCUGGGGAGGCCAGUAUCACAUUAGAUGUAAGCACAUGGGCAAAGAUAAGGCUGUUUCUUUAAUGGAGUAUGAAAGGGGAAGUGUGUGUGAUGGCAGUUGUCUGUAGAUAUAACUUAGUUUCCUUAGCUUCAUUGUGAAUUCAUCUGUUUAUGGCUUUAAAUACGUGGAUCCUACUUUGAAACAAUCCCAUAAAAUCAACAGGUAAGACUCCCCUGGUACAACUCUACCUUGAGGUUAACACACCUACCUUGAUGCCAGCAUGCUGAGUGGCACAGAAGGGAGAGGGGCAGGUCUGAGCCCUGGAGGUCUAUCAAGGACAGCAGACAGCCCUGCCCCUGGUCAAAGGCUGUGGUCUUCUCUCUUUGGUUCUGGUCAAAGCAGGACUAGUUCCCAGCACUGAGCCCUGAAAGUCUGAGAUCAGACUUUGUAGGCGCCUGGAGAUAGAGGUUUGUAGGAUUUCCCCAAAGCCUUAGCGGGCUGUAUGCCUAGUCCUUAGUGAAGAUAGUAAGCCUUUUGUGCAUGGCUUUCUGAAACCAACUUGCUGCUGAAUGUCCCUUCUGCCGAUUUUUUGGGGAAAGAGGAAUUGAGAGAAAUUAAGUGUCUUUCUGAAGUGGGCCAAAGAACCCUGCAUGCUGCAUUGCCUCCAUGAGGACUGAGUGUCUCUGCUGCUACUGCUGCUUCUGCCAUGUGGUGAAGGUCACUGUGGUAGCAGUGGGCCCUGCAUUUUCAGGUUGCCCUGGCACUUAGGAAGUUUCAAACUUGAACAUCUCAGCCACUGCAGAUGAAUGUUGUUUUAAAAUAUGCUGCAGCAAGCCUCCCAUAAUAGGAAUCAAACUGAGUUCUGUUUUGGCCUCUUAAUCUGCCUCAGCAUGGCCAAAUAAAGGUAUUUUGACCCUCAGAAAUAACUGUUGUCUCUUUGCCUUCCAGAAAAAACAUCCUGGUUGAAUUCACACCAUUCCAUGCAAGCAAAAUCAUUUUGAGUUAAAUGUGGAUAAGAAAAGUACUGUGGACACAUAACUGCAGGGACUGUUUGUCCCAUCACACCAGGGAGAUGUCCUGUGUUCCAUGACAAGUCUUCAGAAUAAUUUGCAAUUAGCCAUAACAGUGUUAGUUAGAAUCACAUUAGCAAAUAAUUUGAAGCAUUAAUGCCAAGUGAAAUAUAUUGCUUUAAGACACUUGUGAAUAAUCUUGUGCAAGUUUGCCAAAUAUCUCAAAUACCCCAAGACUGGGGCUUCAUCUUAAGGAUUCUUGUCUUUUUAACUGAAUGUUCAGUAAAGGUAAUGGGGUUUUUAUAUUAUUUUAUCCUUUAAGCUUGUAUUUGCAUUAUUUCUUAAUCAAGCUCCAAAGUUAACAGCCAGCAAGUAUUUAAACCAAGCUAAGUCCAAAGAUCCUGAACAGGUAAGUUGUGAGAGUCCCUUCUACAUCCUGUCAGGAAUGGGAGCAGCAGGACCAUGAUAGGGCAUCUCCCCAGGACUCACAGAGUCACCACUCAACCAAACUAUGCAAACUGAUCUGCUCGUCCUCUGCCAUGGGGUCUGAGCCCAGCUCCUGUCCAGAUCUCUGCAGGGGCCAAGCAAAGUACCUGCUGUGCUGGAUUGGGUCCGAGCAGCCCCCUGCAGUCCGGAUCCUGCAGGCUAGGGAUGGCUCUGUGGUGGGCACGGGGUGGCUCUGGCAGCACAGGGAGCACAGCCCUGGCACAACCUGUUCAGUAGGGGACUGAAUGUCCCAGGGAGGUAUCCAGGGCUGGGCUGAUUCAGCCACUGUGGUUGGAGGCUUGAGCUCAGUCCUGCUGGAGCUGAGGUUUGCAGUAUGGACCAUGGAAAGCUGGGAAUGUGACCUCAAACAGGAACCUCUGUGCUGUUUGUUAGCACUUUGAAUGAGGCAGCACUUAGGACAGGAUGGAGUUUUAUAUGGUCUGAUUUUAAAACUACCCAAGCAGCACCUUAUUUUUAUGUUAGGAAGUGGUUAACAGGGUACAGAGAGUUUUUUUUCGUUAGCAUUUGUUUACAGAAAAAGGGAAGUGUGUUUUAGCUGAGAAUUCUGAGCAGUCACAAUUUCUCUAUGGGAAUUUAGCUUUAAUCCAAAUUUGAGAUUUCCGUGAAAUCCCACAGUUUAAAUCACAUUCUGCCAAUUCCACCUGUUGCAUAUUUGGCCUUAAGUCUCAUUGAGCUCUCACAUAAACUAGUUUCAAAUCACUUACUCUGGGUUUGAUAUGGUGAGUCAAAUACCUAUUCUAGUCCUAAGCUUUAAAAUUGUUGUCGUGGAAACUUAUGGAGAGGCAGUAUUGCUGUGAAGGAAAAUGAAUCUUUUGCCACAAAGAAGUAUUUUUGGAUGUUGCUAAUGAAUGUUUUUUCAUCAAUUUAAGAAGAAUGUAACCAAUAUAUAUAUAUACAUACAUGUGUACUGCAUAUGCUGUUUCCAUUUUAAUGUUUAAUUAACAAUCCUUCAGUAUACUUUCCUACUGCUAUUUUUGUUCAUAAAAUAGAUUAAUUCCCUUUACCUGUUAAAAAUGUAAUAAAUCUGUCAUAGGGCUACUUACUGAUUUUUUUUUUCUCCACUAGCUGUUACUUUUUAAUACAUAUUUGGAACAUCAGCUUGAGUUUUGUUGACUCCGAGGAAGCAGAUUGAAUUGACAAACAUACUUGAAUUUGUUGCAAUGAGGGUGGCUGUGACAAAUGUUUAGGUCCCCUGACUUCAGGGCAGAGGGUGGAAAGAAAAUAAUUAGGAGUGGGAACAAUGGAGUGCCUUAAAAAGAAAAUUACUUUAAUGAGAAAUAAAAAUAGGGGCAAUGCCCAGAAACCGUGCACAGUAUAUGGACAAGCUCUAAAGGCCAGAAACAAGGGAGAAGUAACAAUAUAUAGUCCUGGGGGUGGAGUAUUUUAGAAACAAUAUCAUAUAUGGAACACAAGUCACAAAUAGGGGAGUAGAACUUGGACUAACAUAACAGCUCCAAAAGGCUCUUGGGAGGAGAUUUCAGCUUGCCCUGAGUUAGAUUCAUGUUUCCCAGGGCUUAAAACUGAGGCUUAUCUUUUCAGGGGUGAAAUCUGCCUGACCCUGUGUCUUAAUCAGGCUGACUCCCAUGGAGUUCACACAUAUCUCAGCAGCCCAGCUUGGACCUGGAGGUGAAUGACCCUGGGUAUCUGAGACAUCUCCUUGGAUCCACAGGUCUUCUUACACUUGUCUGUGAGUCAGCUGCUUGAUGCAUUUUGGCUUUUCUCAUCAGGGAAGAACUUUCUCCAUACAGCCAUUGCUCUUCUCACUGUAUGACCCUUCAAGACUCUUUGUCUUUCUUGUCCCUAUCUGUGCCUAUCCGUAUGUCUAUCCGUGCAGUGCUGUGGAAGCAGAGUUUUCUUGCACUUUCCUGAGAAGGACAGCCCAGCUGAUCUAUGAAGGGGAUGGUGUGGGAGCCAGGGUGGUUGCAAAGUCAGGGCAAGUGCAAAGUCAAAGGUGGUGCUGAGUUGUAGGGAAGGGAUGGGACAGAGAGGGUCACCUUGGGCUGGGGGCACAGUAAGGGCUGACACACACUCGGUCUCCAUCACAGACCUUUGUGAGGAUGCUGUAUCCAAGAUGUUCUAUUUGUGUUAUUUUCCCCCUGUCUGUUUUGGGGCAGGUUUUGCUGUACUCAUUCAGUUCUUCAGCCAAUAGGUUCUGUCCACAGGUUGCACUGAUUGUAUUCCCAUGCUGACUUGACUAGAGCUGUUCUGAGGGAGUCUCUGUGCUGGUUGUAAAGCAGGGAAUAUGGAAGUAUGGAGGCAUCCAAUUGUAACUGCAACUUGAGCUCCUGUUUCCUAACCAGAUAUCAUAUAUAGCCAUGGUGUUAAGGUACUAGAGGCUGAGUUUAUCCAGUAAAACAAAGAACAUCCAUUAAACCAAAGAAUUGCUGAAAAACCAUGAAGCAGAAGUGUUGAAUGAGCAAAGGCCAUUCAAAGAUAUCCCCAGGCAGUAUUGUUACUUUUUUCCCUAAUCUUUUCCAACAGGCACUGGACUGUUGCUUCUACAGCCUGCUGCUUCUACAGUGAAGCCUGCAAUGCUUGGUGAUGUGACACACUGAAAGAAGUGUUUAUGAUAGUGGCAAAUCUCAAAAUGUCUCUCUGAGCGGAGCUGACAGAAAACCCUUGCAUAGACUUGCACCUGCUGUUUCUUCCAUGUGGAACAGAAUGAACUGAACUGUCAGAAGUGAGGCAGUGUUAUUUAUUUACUUACUUGUCACAAAGUAUAGUAACUGGUAGAUAAGACAGAGAUAUAAAACACAAGAGGUGUGAUAAUUUGGUACCAGGAUAAAAUCUCACCCAUAGUGACUACUUAGAAAUUAGUAUUUUUCCUAAUGUAUCUACCUCCAAGCUUAUAAUUUAUAACAUGAAAACAGUCAGUAAAGAGCUACUGCACAUGUAUUUAGAAUUGUAUUGAAAAUUAUAAUUCACUGGAUCUAAUGUGAUAUUUCUUACCACAAAAACCCUGAGAUAAGAAAUGCAGAAUAGGUUCUCAUCAGAACUCUGUGAUGGGAUAUGCAAUUUUUUUUUUCAUUAGUGAUAAGAACCAUAAAAUUCAUAUCACACAUGAACUACACUUGUGAAUGGAAGCUCCAUAAUAUUGUUAACUGAAUUUUCAUUUUCUAGUGCUUGUUUAUAAUAUUCAUUAGUCAUGGACUAUAAGUACUGUACAGCACAGAUAGAAUUUACAGUACAGGGUCGGUUUCCAGAGCAAACAAGGUGGGUCUGAACCACUAACUGAAAUAUGUGUCUAUGUUUUCUUCCAAGCAUGGUCUCCUGAUAAGGUUUUUAACUCAAAUGAUUGCUUCUAAGAGACCAGGGAAACUUUAUUGUGUUUUAGCUUAGGUGCAAUGUCUGUACAGUCGUGGCUUGCUUAGAUUACCUUUUAAAUAGAUUUGAGCCAUCAAACCACUUUAUAAGUCUUUCCAGUUGAAGCAAAUAAUUUAUUUUGUGUAAUAGAUAAACUUAUGAAUAAAAAUUCGUAAAGGUCUAAAUAAAUAUAUUUGUAGCUAUAAUAAUAAUAUAAAAUAGAAAAUACAGUGUAGCCAAAAAGUCGUUCCCCAGAUCUAGUUGCGAAUUCCCAUUCAGGAGAUAAAGCUAGCCGGCACCUAGCCGGCGCCCGUCAACCAAAAAGAAUAAGCAGGACACGGGCCAUCAGGCUAACAAAGGAACGUCACCGGAGCCAAACACCCCGCCCUGCAGACCACUGUUGGGGAAGCAAUCAGGCUAACAAAGGAACGAGCUCGGAGGAGAUACUCAUCGCCGGACCUGAACACCCCGCCUUGCAGACCACCGUUGGGGAAGCAAUCAGACAGGACAAAGGGAAAAGCCCAGCAGAGAUAUUCAUCGGCUCCAACCCGGAUCCAACCACUCCAUCCUGAUGGCCCGAACCAAAAUGAAAUCAAGGAACAUUCAGAACCUCUUUACAUAUGAGGAGAUUCUGCCUGGACAUCUAUUAACUCUAUUCUCCAGUGCCAGGAAAUCCAUUCAUCCAACAAUCAAGGACCUUUGGUGAAUGGUGCCUGCUUGGAAUUUGGCCUCAGGACACAAAAUCCCUAUAAAAACCCCGGCCAGAGAACCCUCGAUCAUGAAUUUGGGAACACCUAUACCUUUGGGUAUAGACCCUGUCCACCUAGCGCUGCGCUGCCCAUUUUAUUGUGUUUUUUUUUCGUUGUUUGUUCUUUAUUGAAAUUGUUUUAUAAUAAAUUUCUCUUUUUAUUUAACCUAAAUUUGCCUUUUCAUUUAUAACAUUUUGUAUGUGGACUAUUUUAUACAUAGCACAUUUAAUAAACUGUUAUGUCCUUCCUUUA
Parus major (Great Tit) is the source of this 8071-nucleotide messenger RNA. RefSeq names its product G protein-coupled receptor 50 (gene GPR50). Gene Ontology annotation, molecular function: melatonin receptor activity. The coding region runs from base 17 to 1147 and encodes 376 amino acids. Gene Ontology annotation, biological process: G protein-coupled receptor signaling pathway. The record is from RefSeq and is a predicted model, not a curated record. Gene Ontology annotation, cellular component: membrane. Lineage: Eukaryota; Metazoa; Chordata; Aves; Passeriformes; Paridae. The transcript has 3 exons.